This is a messenger RNA of Juglans microcarpa x Juglans regia, 1415 nucleotides long. Its product is annotated as protein farnesyltransferase/geranylgeranyltransferase type-1 subunit alpha. The transcript is spliced from 5 exons. Gene Ontology annotation, molecular function: CAAX-protein geranylgeranyltransferase activity; protein farnesyltransferase activity. NCBI's taxonomy places the organism in Eukaryota, Viridiplantae, Streptophyta, Magnoliopsida, Fagales, Juglandaceae. Gene Ontology annotation, cellular component: CAAX-protein geranylgeranyltransferase complex; protein farnesyltransferase complex; cytoplasm. Gene Ontology annotation, biological process: protein farnesylation; protein geranylgeranylation. Bases 148 to 1143 code for a protein of 331 amino acids. The record is from RefSeq and is a predicted model, not a curated record.
UGUAAAGUCCGGUUGUCAUCGCAUCAGUGCCACCAGUCCGAACAGUAUCAAAUUCCCAUUGUGAGAGAGAAGAAUGUAAACCCUGAAAAUAAAAAAGGUUGGGCAAACUACUUGCUUGUGAGUUGAGUGAGAGCGGAGUUGGUGGGAAUGGAGUCCGACGAGGUCAAGCCACCGAGGGUCCCACUGAGCCAAAGGCCCGAGUGGUCGGACGUCACUCCGGUUCCCCAGGACGACGGUCCGAGCCCGGUCGUCCCCAUCGCCUACAAAGAAGAAUUCGUCGAGACCAUGGACUACUUCCGGGCCGUAUACCUCGCCGACGAGCGUUCAGCCCGUGCUCUGCGCCUCACUGCCGAAGUCAUCAACUUGAACGCCGGCAAUUACACUGUAUGGCAUUUCAGGCGUUCAAUACUCGAUGCUCUCGAUGCUGACCUGAAUGAUGAACUGGACUUCAUUGAGAAUAUUGCUAGGAGUAAUUCUAAGAACUAUCAGAUAUGGCAUCAUAGGCGGUGGGUUGCUGAGAAAUUGGGAACUGAUUCUGCAAGGAAGGAACUUGCGUUCACCAAGAAGAUAUUUUCCAUUGAUGCUAAACAUUAUCAUGCCUGGUCCCAUAGACAGUGGGUUCUGCUGGCUCUAGGAGGAUGGGAAGAUGAACUUGGCUACUGUCAGCAGCUCCUUGAAGAAGACGUUUUUAACAACUCUGCUUGGAAUCAGAGAUUCUUUGUCAUAACAAAGUCUCCCCUCCUGGGAGGCCUAGAGGCUAUGAGAGAGUCUGAAGUGAGUUACACUGUUGAAGCCAUACUAACCUACCCUGAGAAUGAGAGCCCAUGGAGAUACCUUCGAGGGCUUUACAAAGGUGACACCCAAUCUUGGGUGAACGAUCCUCAAGUUUCGUCAGUGUGUUUGAAGGUUUUGAAUGCCACAAACAACUGUAUGUUUGCUCUGAGCACACUUUUGGAUCUUCUCUGCCAUGGUCUCCUGCCAAGUCAAGAGUUCAAUGAUGCUGUGGAUGCUCUGAAGCCAUCAGGCCCAGAUCAACCAGAUUCUGACUUGGGAAAAAAAGUUUGUUCUAUCUUGGAACAUAUAGACCCGAUCAGAGCCAACUAUUGGAAGUGGCGUAAGAGCAAGCUUCCCAGUGCAACUUAAUAUCGGAAAGGCUAAUGGAUAAGCUGAUUGUGUCAUCUCAGUGUCAAUUUGUCUGAAUAUUCACAUACUCAUAUCUACAGAUGGCGUUGGAUACAGGUCAUGGUCCUUAGCCAGCUUAUUUGGAGGAUAUUUCUGAAAAAAAAAAAAAAAAAUCCAAUCCUCAUGUUUUCAUUUGAGUAACAUUGUUAUACAGUCGGAACUUAAUUUGUGGGACUACCAUCCUGUUGUUGUAACCUUGAGGUGCAUUUAUAAAAUGUUAAGAGUUGAUCUUA